Molecule: messenger RNA, 1680 nt
Organism: Hepatospora eriocheir
Lineage: Eukaryota; Fungi; Microsporidia; Hepatosporidae
Source: the annotation of a GenBank genome assembly
AUGAAUUACAAAACAGAUAUUAAUGUUUUAAAAGAUAUAGUUAAGAAGUAUAUUUUUUCAGAUCCAGAAUUACAAAAAGUUGUUAUACCCGCACUUGCUGUACUUAUAAUGGGUAAAUUUAUACAAGUAAAAGCUGCAGCACAAGUUAAAGAUUUAUCUGAGCUUAUCAAAGAUAAGCAUCUUAGUUUUGGAUUUCUAUGUAAAUUUGGGUUUUACAUGUUAGUUUCCAUAUCGAUAUCUGAAUUUUCAUCUGCUUGGUUGUGUAAGUUUGGACAAAGGGGGUAUAGAAAUGCUGCCAAAGAUGGAUAUGAAUAUUAUUUAAGAUUACAUCCAACAGACUAUUCAAGUAUUGGUAAAGGAACAAUUCAGAACAAUAUAAAGAGAAGAGCAAGUGCGGUCAAAGAUACCAUUGAUGUUUUAACUCUUAACUUUACUCCUUUAAUAUUCACUUUAAUAUUUUCUUUUUGGAACAUUUUUCAUAAUAUGAACUUAAAAUCACUACUUUUAAUAUGUUUUGCUAUUUUCUUAUAUAUUUAUUUAACCAUUAAAAUAACUAUUUGGAGAAAUAAGAUCAGAGAAGAUUUAAUAGAAUCUACUAAUAAAAAUCAAAAUAUUUUAAUUGAUGGUUUGAAUAAUUUUGAGGUUAUUUAUACUUCUGCAACUGAAAAAUAUGAAAUUAAUAGAUAUAACAAAUAUUUAAAAGUUACUGAAAAGGAAAAUACUUAUCUGACUAGAACUAUGUAUUUUCUUAAUUUUGUACAAGGAAUUAUUUGGGAAUCUGCUAUUUUCAUUUUAAUAUUCUUCAAUUACUUUGUGAUGUCAAAGAAUGAUAAAAACAUAUCAGAAAUUGGUUAUAUUUUAACUAUGACGGGUAUGCUUAAAUCAUCACUAUUUAAUAUUGGUUUUAUGUAUGGAAAGUAUAAAUCAGGUAUAAUGAAUUUUAGACUAACUAACAAACCAAGUAGAAGUAUUAAAACUUUAGGUAAGACAAAAUUUGGAGAAUUUAAGAAAGCAAUCAGUGUUUAUGAUCUAACAAUGUGUUAUGGUGAUAAAAUUAUACUUGAAUCAGUUAAUUUUAAUAUUUUGAAAGGUGAAAAAAUUGCCUUAAUUGGAAGUAAUGGUUGUGGUAAAUCAACUUUGUUAAAGAGUUUGUUAAAACUCAAUGGGGCUAAUGGUUAUAUUUUUAUAGAUGAUCAUGAUGUUGAAAGAAUUAUAGAUGAGGAUUUUAGAAAGUUAAUCACUUACAUCCCUCAAAACCCAACACUUUUUGAUGAAGAUGUCAAGUACAACAUUAAAUAUAACCAUCAGAAAGUAUUUGAUGAUGCGAUGUAUUCAUUGGCCAGUAAGAUGGGUUUACAUGAUGAUAUAGUAAGACUGAAUGCAGGGUAUGAAACCUUAUGUGGUGAAAAUGGAACACUUUUAAGUGGAGGAGAGCGUCAAAAGAUUUUCUUCUUAAGAGCUUUACUUAGUGAAAUUCCAGUACUGGCAUUAGAUGAGGCUACAUCAGCAUUAGACAAAAAAUCAGAAGAAAACAUUUUUUCUAGAAUUUCUAAAAUGAAAGAUUUAACUGUUAUUGCUAUUGUACACAAUUUGGAGUUAUUGAAAUAUUUUGAUAAAAUUUUAAAAGUUGAGAAUAGAAAGGUUCAUGAAAUACCUUUAAAUGAAUUAAAACUAAACUAA